This is a messenger RNA of Scheffersomyces stipitis CBS 6054, 1518 nucleotides long. RefSeq lists its product as uncharacterized. Gene Ontology annotation, biological process: ketone body catabolic process. The record is from RefSeq and is a predicted model, not a curated record. The transcript has a single exon. Gene Ontology annotation, molecular function: succinyl-CoA:3-oxo-acid CoA-transferase activity. Bases 1 to 1518 code for a protein of 505 amino acids. NCBI's taxonomy places the organism in Eukaryota, Fungi, Ascomycota, Pichiomycetes, Serinales, Debaryomycetaceae.
AUGUUAUUCAGAUCGGUCAUACGGACUACUGUCAGCUACGAAGUUGUCGUAGUCAGACAUUUGGCUACUGCUAGAUCGAAAGUGGUUCAAACUACAGACGAAGCUCUUGAAGGUAUCGAGUCCAAUAUCACCUUAUUGUCUGGAGGCUUUGGGUUGAGUGGAGUACCAGACACAAUUAUCAAUGCCUUGAAAGAAAAAUCACAUAUUCAGAAUAUCACUGCGGUUUCGAACAAUGCUGGGUUGGAUGGAAGAGGCCUUUCCCAGUUGCUUGUCACAGGACAAAUCACCAAGAUGAUUUCAUCCUACAUUGGUGGAAACAGAACAUUUGAGAAGAUGUAUUUGACUGGAAAAAUCGAUCUUGAAUUGACUCCACAAGGUAACCUUGCAGAACGAGUCAGAGCUGGUGCUGCAGGGAUUCCAGCCUUCUACUCGCCUACUGGUGUGGGAACUUGGUUGGAAGAAGGAAAGUUACCUGUCAGAUACGAUGAAACAGGGACGAAGGUACUCAAGUCGAGUGUUCCCAGAGAGGUUAGAGAAUUUAAUGGUAAAAAGUACUUAUUGGAGCCAGCUAUUGUUGGUGAUGUAGCUUUUGUCAAAGCAUACAAGGCAGACACUUUAGGGAACUGCUGGUUCAGAGGAGCCUCGAGAAAUUUCAACUCGGUCAUGGGCAGAAAUGCCAAGUUGACUAUUGUUGAAGCAGAAAAUAUUGUCGAACCAGGCGAAAUUACUCCUGAAGACGUCCAUUUACCAUCUAUUUACGUUGAUAGAGUCAUACAAUCUUCUACACCUAAAGAAAUUGAGAUUCACAAAUAUUCUGAAGAGCAAACUACAGAGAAUGCUUCUUCAGAAGUUUCAGAAGCAGAAUUGAAAAGACAGAAGAUCGUCAAGAGAGCUGCUCAAGAAUUCCAAGAUGGUUCCUUUGCGAAUUUGGGAAUCGGUAUGCCCACAUUAGCCCCCAACUUCUUGCCUGACACUAUUAAUGUCACCUUGCAGUCAGAAAAUGGGAUCCUUGGUUUGGGGCCUUACCCCAAGAAAGGCGAGGAGGACCCAGAUAUGAUCAACGCAGGUAAGGAAACGGUGACACUUGCUCCCGGUGCUUCACUCUUCGGCUCCGAAGAAUCGUUUGGGAUGAUAAGAGGAGGAAAGAUCGAUUUGACGAUCCUUGGUGGCUUACAGGUGUCAGCCAAGGGAGACUUGGCCAACUGGGGUUUACCAGGCAGAGUUAAGGGUAUGGGAGGUGCCAUGGAUUUAGUGAGCAACCCCAAGGCUACAAGAGUAGUGGUUGUCAUGGAACAUGUAGAUAAGAAGGGUAGGGCCAAGAUAUUAAACGAGUGUAAAUUCCCAUUGACUGGUAAGGAAUGUGUUUCCAGAAUCAUCACCGACUUAGCCGUUUUCGAUGUGGUUGAUGGAAAAUUGGUGUUGAUAGAAAUAGACCCCUCCUCCAGCGUCGAGGAAGUUAAGAGCAAAACUGAAGCGGAGUUCGAGGUGUCUCCAAAUUUGAAGUCCAUCGAAAUCUGA